This is a messenger RNA of Telopea speciosissima, 1338 nucleotides long. Its product is annotated as F-box protein At1g70590. Lineage: Eukaryota; Viridiplantae; Streptophyta; Magnoliopsida; Proteales; Proteaceae. Bases 30 to 1166 code for a protein of 378 amino acids. The record is from RefSeq and is a predicted model, not a curated record. Gene Ontology annotation, molecular function: protein binding. The transcript has 4 exons.
GAGAGAGAGAGAGAGAGAGAGAGAGAAGGAUGGAACAGAGGACAUGGCCAGUCCAACCAGACGGUGCACACUUCUCCGCCCUUCCACUGAUGAACAUCGAAAGCAGCAAAGACGACGAUGACGACACCAACCGACGGCAGCAACGACGACGAAGACGACAUCACCAACAACAACAACCACAAUCGCUCCAAAAGAGGAGUUCUCACAGUGUCAAAUUACCCACCACCAACAGCGCCUCCUCACAUCGCAUCUGCUUCAGUUCCAGAUGGUUUUCUUCUUCUUUUACGUUGACAGCAACGACGGAGGAGGGCCAUGAUUUCUCGCAACUCCCAUUCGAUGUUCUGACGAAGAUUGCGGCUUCCUUCUCCCUCCCAAACCUCCGAUCAGCCUCCCUGGUGUGCCGCUCAUGGAGGGAUGCGCUUCGCCCGCUGAGGGAAGCCAUGUUGUUCCUUCGUUGGGGGAAGCGAUUCAAGCACGGCCACGCUGGUGUUCGCCCUAAUAUCCAGAAGGCUCUCGAUUCCUUCUUGAAAGGCGCCUCCCGCGGCUCUACCCUCGCCAUGGUCGACGCUGGACUCCUCUACUGGGAAAUGGGCCACAAAGACAAAGGGAUCACCUUGUACCGGAGAGCCGCUGACCUGGGCGACCCCGCCGGUCAGUGUAAUUUGGGAAUUUCUUAUCUCCAAGCUGAACCUGCUAAUCCAAAAGAGGCUGUUAAGUGGUUAUAUGAAGCUUCAGUUGCAGGCCAUGUCCGUGCUCAAUAUCAGCUUGCACUUUGCCUGCAUCAAGGCCGUGGUGUUGAGUGCAACCUACCAGAAGCUGCUAAGUGGUAUCUGAGAGCUGCGGAAGGUGGGUAUAUCCGUGCCAUGUACAAUACUUCACUAUGCUACUCUUUUGGUGAAGGCUUGGCACGCAACCAUCGACAAGCAAGGAAAUGGAUGAAGCGAGCUGCUGAUCGUGGUCACAGUAAAGCUCAACUGGAGCAUGGCCUUGGACUCUUUUCUGAAGGGGAGAUGUUGAAGGCUUUAGUCUACCUUGAGCUUGCUGUUCGAGCAGGUGAAACUUCUGCUGAGCAUGUAAAAAAUGUAGUACUCCAACAACUAUCAACAAAUUCACGUGAUCAUGCCAUGUCUCUUGCUGACAAUUGGCGAGCUCUACCUUCUCACUGAGCUAUAUAUACUGACAGUGGAUAUGCAAUUUUAUCUUUGUUUUACUUCGCUGUUUUGGUGUUUUUGUUUCAAUUCCGUUCCCCUUGUAACUGGUCUCCGUAAUUGUAUAUCUAAAAUUUCUUUGGAAGGUAUAGUAUCAACCAUUUUCCGUGCUCCUAGAGGCUUGUUUACU